AUGGUAAAUUGUCUUGUCAAAUCCUUCUGGCAUUCCAAGUUCUUCCUUCCGACAUUCCAAGUUCUUCCUUCCGACAUUCCAAGUUCUUCCUUCCGACAUUCCAAGUCCUUCCCGACAACUGGAAAAAAAUUUCCCGACAACUGGAAAAAAAAUUCCCGACAACUGGAAAAAAUUUUCCUGUUGUUCGUCCGUAAACCAUUCAAAUUUUCGAAAAUUGAGAACUUUUUGGUCGAACGACAGAAAAAAUUUUUCCUUCAGACAGGAAAAAAAUUUCCCGACAACUGGAAAAAAAUUUCCUUCCGACAUUCCGAGUCCUUCCUUCCAACAGGAAAAGUUCUUCCUUCCGACAGGACACAAACGAAUGUCCGACGUACCACCAACCGAGUCCAUUCCAAAGCCAGAAGAACCGAAAGCUGCAGCACCACAACAGACUAA
Messenger RNA from Trichomonas vaginalis G3, 435 nucleotides. RefSeq lists its product as uncharacterized. The record is from RefSeq and is a predicted model, not a curated record. The transcript has a single exon. NCBI's taxonomy places the organism in Eukaryota, Parabasalia, Trichomonadida, Trichomonadidae. The coding region runs from base 1 to 435 and encodes 144 amino acids.